ACUCCUCGCUCGACCACCAGAGAGAGCGCACGUGUCCCUCCCGCGCGUCCCUACCUGUGGCGUAGUUACGGAUUACAGUGUUUAUGAAUGGAGAUUUUAAUGAGAGAAAAAAAAACCGGUUUUUUUUUAAUAGAGACCCGAUUUCCGAUUGUCGUGGGAUCGUGAACAGGUUGCAGUGUUAGUGUUUCGAUAUUCAUUUAUAUUUAAAUUAUAAUAUUCUCUGUGUUACAUCUGUGUUCUGUGUUAGUGUUGAGUGAAUUUCUCGAGAAACAUUAUGUGUAGUUCGAAAACUAUGACGCGGUAGACGAACAUUCAAUGGUAAUCCGUGACGAUCCUAACGCGUACUGACAGUGGCGACGAUGACCGAGUGUUAAUAAGUGAUCUCUGACAUAAUAUUAUGUGAAUUGCGUUAAUUAAAUUCAAAAUCAAAAUGGCUGGUCGGUUUUGGAAGAACUUGGCUGUUUUUUGCGUGCUGGCCACGACAGCAGCCUUCCAACAGCAGUACUUCAGGGUGGUUCCUCGAAGCCUGCGAGUUCAGGAGGGCUCAGAGGCGGUCCUCGAGUGCGCUGUAGCCAAUCUAGCAGGCCAGGUGCAGUGGGCCAAAGAUGGAUUUGCACUUGGUUUCUCAUCAGUGAUCCCAGGGUACCCGAGGUACACGAUGUUCGGUGAUCGUCGGAACGGCGUCUACAACCUGAGGAUCGUCAAUGUCACAUUGGAAGACGACGCGGAAUACCAGUGCCAAGUCGGGCCCGCUCAGAUGCACAAAGUCAUAAGAGCGAACGCUUCGAUCACCGUUAUCUCCCCCCCUAAAUCGGUAGAGAUCACCAAUCAUCCCCCGAACUCGAAGCUGGAGGUCAAGGAAGGCGAGGACGUGUCCUUGGAAUGCUUCGUGAAGAAUGCCAAGCCCCCAGCGAAGAUCGUUUGGUACAGAGGAAACGUGGAGCUGAAAGGAGAUAAAGUUUCAAAGGAAGAGAUAAAAGACGUCGAAAACCAGGACGGGAAUCCGAAAUCGACGCGUUUCACUACAAAGUCGCGGGUCCACUUCAAAGCGACAGCUGAUGAUGACUACGCUGACUUCACGUGCGAGGCCAGACAUGAAGCUCUCCCGAGGGACACCCCAAUGAGGAGUACUGUGCAACUCAGCGUGCUAUAUCCGCCUGGAGCACCUUACAUCGAAGGAUACGCGGAAGGGGAGACCGUCCGUCGCGGACAGAGCUUGGAGCUGGUCUGCAGAAGCCGUGGGGGUAACCCGCCAGCGCAGUUGAUCUGGUACAAGAACGGCGAGCAGAUCCGCAUGGCCUACAGAACUAGUGGAAGGAUGUCUGAAAACGUGCUCUCCUUCACGGCCGAUGCGUCCGAUAACAAAGCGCGUUACAGUUGUGAAGCCAAGAAUAUCAUGAUCAGCAACACGCUGAAGGCUGAGAUCGACCUGACUGUGCUCUUUGCUCCCGCCCACGUCACUAUAUCUGGACCCUCUGAAGCGAGAGUCGGCGAUCCAGUUCCCCUGACCUGCAGUACAGCUCCUUCGAAUCCAGCUGCUGAGAUUAAGUGGCUAGUCAUAGGGAAGCACCAUAAAGAAGCUAGUAAUAGAACCGUUAUUUCUCCAGAAGGUGGCUGGAUUACCUCGUCCAACAUAACCGUGAUAGUGGAACCGAAUAGAAGGUCAAUAGUAGUGGUGUGCCACGGCAUCAACGCUCAGCUGACGGAAAACGUGAUCGCCACUCACACCAUCAAUGUCUUGUAUCCACCUUCGGCGCCCAUGAUAACUGGCUACGUGCCCGGCACAACCCUCGCUGCCGGAACAGUUCAGAAGCUGGCCUGCAUCUCGACUGGAGGGAACCCUUUGGCCACUCUCACGUGGUUUAAGAAUGACAAAAAGAUACAUUCAACAACUAAGACAACGGACAAAGCGGUGUCAGCAGAGAUCUCGAUCCUGACCAAUGUGACCGACAAUCAGGCCCAGUACAGAUGUGAGGCCACAAACAGUGCGACUGAGAUACCACUCUUUGAAACAGUCACACUAAACGUACACUUCGCGCCUGAAGCUGUCAAGGUCCGAGCUGAACCCGACGUGCUUAAGCCGGGAAUCGAAGCGACACUGAUCUGCGACUCCGCGUCUAGCAACCCGCCUGCCACCCUGUCGUGGUGGCGUGAUGGGAUCCCAGUUCAAAGUGCUCCGAUGCAGCUCAAGAAAGGUCUGCACGGGGGUAAAGUGUCUACAAUAGAACUGAAACUCAGCAUCACUAAGGAGAUGAACGGUGCUGUCUACACGUGCCAGGCCACCAACGAGGUCUUGCAGAGAAGCGUCCAUGAUGCUUUGGCCUUGAAGGUUUUGUAUGCACCAAUAUUCGACGACACGACAUCUUACAACACAGUGGGAAUCGAAAACGAGCCGUUGAUAAUAUCGGUCAGAGCGGAUGGCAACCCGCCCAGCAUCACCUACACGUGGACGAAGGACGGCCUUCCCAUCACACAGUCCUCCUACAGCAGCGGCAAUGACAGGAUAAUAUCAGAAGGCAGCAUGCUGAACAUGACGAAAUUAACACGUCACGAUGCCGGGAUAUACACUUGUGAGGCUGUGAACUCUCAGGGAGCUGCUGUCGCCAAUAUUUCCGUAUCAGUACACUAUCCAGCGGGCAUUAAAUCGGUGUCUCAAAAUGUGGUUGCGAACCCAAACGAAGACGCCGUUUUGUCUUGCACUGCGAUCGGAAAUCCUCUGUUAGCGGAGCACAUUAAAUGGGAACGCAAAGGGUACAAAAUCGACCCCAAGUCUGUAACUUUUGAACCGAAGAAUCUCACAAGUUAUUUAAUAAUACGCAAGGCAAAAAGCGAGAACUUGGGUAAUUUUCAGUGUGUGGUCAACAAUGGUAUUGGAAGUGCGACUAAACAAGACGUUAUGCUUAUAGUUAAGUUCAAACCCGAGAUGGACACUUCACCUAACUUAGUCAAAUCGGCCUCAAAUGUUGGACAAGUUGGACGUUUGAUGUGCAAAUGCAAAUCAGUACCAGCGCCUAGCUUUACCUGGUCCAAAAAUGGAGUGAAGCUACCUGUAAAUACAUCUACGAAAUAUUUCGCGGAGUUCCACAAGAACGAUCACAUCACCUACACCUCGGUGCUGCUCAUCAAUGACGUGACCACUUCAGACUAUGGGUCUUACGAGUGUGGCGCCAGGAACGAGCUUGGGUUCAGUACCACGACGGUGAAAUUAGACGUGACCAGCGCACCAGAUCAAGUGGUCUCGCUAACUGUAACAAAUGUAACUCACAGUACAGUGACAUUGGAGUGGGUACCAGGCUUCGACGGAGGACUGCAAUCUUGGUAUAGGAUUCGAUAUAGAAAAGUGUUCGAUGACGUGUACAAGUACGAAGAUGUUCUGCCCAAGCACGCUACGAACUUCACCGUUCGUGGGCUCGAGAAGAACACCGAUUACGUAUUCUCCGUAAUGGCUAUUAACAAAAUAGGGCAAAGCAAAUACAGACCGGACGACACGAAGGCGACGACGCUGACUUCUUCGGAAGUAGGCGAACUGAGUACGGUAUCCACUGAAUACGUAGAGACACCUGACAUAUCCAAGCCUGUCAUUGUUUACGUGUCUCUAACAGGAGCCGUCUUAGUAUUGAUAAAUGUCGCAUUGAUUGCUUGUUUCGUUUGGAAGCGACGCUUGAGACGCAUCAAAGAACAAGCCGGCCAAGCUUCCAAAUCAGCCACAAUAGAGAUGUACGCUCCGUCGUCAUACAACGACACCAUGACCGGAGAAACCCUCAGCUCCGUCUCUGAGAAAUCCGAGACUUACUCCCAGGACGACGGCGAUGAGAGGCACCCUCCGCCGAUCCCGGAGGUGCCGUCUAUACACAAUAGGCACAUGCUUAGUCAGACAACUGAUGCGUACCUAAUGGAAGAUCAGGGUCUAGUGAUCCCACCACCCUUGGAUUACCCCCCGCCGAACUACGCAGUGUACGACGGCGACCACUCCAGGACCCUGCCCCACCCUCACAGGCACAAGGACAUGAGUGGACACAGCACGCUGGGCAGAAGCGCUGGUAAGCCGAAUUACGUACCGGCUCCAAGUCCGAUGCCGCCGCUGGAUGGCUCCUACUACAACAUGUCCUCGGACAGGUACCUGUCGUACCCACCACUCAUCGGGGAGUAUCUACAGCAGCAAGCCGGUCGCACCCCGACCCCUCCCCAGCAGUACGGAGCGCAGCCUCUGACGAAACCUCAUCUGAUGAACGGAACUGUGACAGGAGGAUCGCCCUCGCACAUGCCGAGUCCUCCUCACAAUUAUGGGCUUGACGUAUCUAUAGAUCGUCAGUCGGCGGGCGGCACUCUGAGGCGGCAGCGGCUCGACAAGAUGGCGGCGGUCCCCCCUCCUGACGUCACCGUGCUGCACCCGGGGAACUGCGCGCAGCACCAGAUAUCCCAGACGCCGUCUACGAAACAGCCGCAGUCGAUCCUCAAGGACCCGUCGAGGCACAAGUACGGGCACCCCUACGGGAGUCCCGUCUCCUCCAGCACCCCACACAACAGCAACCAGAUCCUGACGGUGCAGAACCUCACCAGCGACACUCCACAGUACGGAACCAUCAAGAAGGAGAACAAAAAACAAAACGUGACCAUCGAUGAGUCUUUCAAUAAAAGAAGCGAGACUCACGUUGUCUAAAUCAUCACGUUUCCAAAACUCAAAGUGGCCAAAGUGCAAGUACAAAGUGACCAAAACCGAAAGUGCGAACUCAAAGUGUACAAAGUGCAAACUCAGUGUACAAAGUGCAAACCCAAAGUGACUUAGUGACUCGGUGAUUAUCUAAACGACAAUUAAAGUUACGUUAAGUGUCAAGUGUAAAUAGAGAGUAGACAGACAUUGUAGAUAGAUUUAUAAUUAACAAUUGAAUGUGAUAAACUAUUACAGACAAUGGUUUUCAUUUAGAUAGAUAUUGUUGAAAUGACGUCAGCCCAUUUCGCGUUCCCUGAACCUCCCCGGGUCACUUCGAUUUUGAACCUUAUGGAGUAUAUCCAAGCAGUUCAUAAUCUAACCACACAGAUAAACGUCGUACCUGUAUCGGGUUUCGCAUUAACUUUUGUUCGUUGGUAAUUUAAUGAAAUAACACUUUGUUCUUUUUGUAAAAUUGCUUUGAAUUCAGAAUAUAGGUUUGAAAGGGUAAAUAAAUAUCUGUUAAGUGGAAACUCGUGUGGGGGAAAGUGAAGGGGGGUGGGGCGCGGGGAGGUGAGGGGGUGGGGGGGAGCGCGGGGCUGAGCGCUGGUUGUAAUUAAAACGUUUGACUGAUUUAUCAAAAUAUGAUUAUUAUUACUAAUAAUAAUAUUAAAUAAUAAUAAAAAAAAACAUAAUUUUUGUAAAUAUUCAGACUACGUCCAAGAAUUAAAGACAAUUUUUUCGAUUUUUACAUUUAUGUAAAUGUUUUAGAUUAUAUUAUAAUCUUGAAUUAAAAAAUUAAUAAACAUGAAUCGAUUCUGUCGUCUGUUGGUUUGUCAAAAAAGUUAUUGCAAAUGACAAAUUUGUCAUUGAAUUGUUCUAAAUGAUUCCUUCGAAGGAUCUCUUUGUCAUUUAUUUUUAUAAAAAAUAAUGAUAACUACAAUGAUGUUUUCUUUUUUUUUUUUUAAAUUGUUCCCUGAAAUUCUAAAUCGAUGUGUUUUUAGCUAUUAAUAUAUUGUUAUAGAAAAUGAGAAUUAACGUUAAAUUUUUAUUAAAUGUUUUCGUAAUGGAAGUCCCAACGAAAAAAUAAAUGAUAAGUUUUAAUUAAUAAUGCCCGACUUCGGCACUUAUUUUACUGUUAAUAAUUAUGUAACUAAAUUUUAUAGUCAAAACUAGAUAUUAUUAAUUUUAAUCAUUUUAAGAUAAAUUUUUUCAAAUUUUUUUCGAAGCCAUAUUUUCAGUAACAAAACUGUACAUAAUAACAAAUAAUACUCAAAAAUCGAACUGACAAUAAUGUUUCUUUGGUUUUUUUUUUAUUUUGUUCAUUUUAAAAAUAAAAUAAUCUCAUUGUAAAUAAAUACCGUGUAAUUGUGUAAAAAAUAUUAGCUUUUUUACUCCAAAAUUAAAUCGGUUAUUAAAAAAAACAUACCAAAGUCUUGCAUAUAAUAAUUUUAAUUUUUAAGUUUAAAAAAAAAUACUUUUAAAUUUUUUUAUUUCAGUUUUAUACGAUUCUGUAACAAUCAUUUUAAAAAUCAAACGAAUGAUUUUUAUUUAAUUUUUUCAUUUGAUUUAAAAAGCUAAAAAAAAUGAAAAAAAUCCAUCCAUUGAACAAAUACGAUUUUAUAUUUAAGAAUUAAAAAUAAUUCUAUUGUUACAUUUUUUUUUUUUUGAAUCGAAAUAAAAAAUACAUCAUUAUACA
This is a messenger RNA of Bombyx mori (domestic silkworm), 6347 nucleotides long. RefSeq names its product nephrin (gene sns). The transcript has 29 exons. The record is from RefSeq and is a predicted model, not a curated record. Bases 431 to 4660 code for a protein of 1409 amino acids. Gene Ontology annotation, molecular function: protein binding. NCBI's taxonomy places the organism in Eukaryota, Metazoa, Arthropoda, Insecta, Lepidoptera, Bombycidae.